Messenger RNA from Octopus bimaculoides (California two-spot octopus), 404 nucleotides. RefSeq lists its product as uncharacterized. Lineage: Eukaryota; Metazoa; Mollusca; Cephalopoda; Octopoda; Octopodidae. Gene Ontology annotation, cellular component: membrane. Gene Ontology annotation, biological process: signal transduction. The record is from RefSeq and is a predicted model, not a curated record.
ACGAAUUGCAUUUUGAAGAUACUGCAAGAAGGGACUCUUUGUUCAGAACGAUUCGACCCAAAAUGACACCAUUUUGGCCGUUUUUAUUUAAUGAUCCAACUGUCAGCUGGGUUCGACAAGAUGAUAUCAGCCUGACUGAAAGUUUGGAGUUCGAACCUCAGAAGCAGAAAUGGUCAAAGAAAAGGCGAUUGAUUCUUGCCGGCAUUAUUCUGCUUUUCCUGGCUCUUGUUGCAGGAUUAAUCGCAGCCAUUAUUCUUUUAACAAAAUCCGAUACAGUUGAUCCAGUGAAAAGGACGAUAAAGGCGGACCUGUACUUCAACGAAAUUUACAAGAAGGAAUAUGCAGAUCCGGAAAACAAACUAACGAUAGAAAAACGACGGGAAAUUACUGAAACGCACACAUGA